Molecule: messenger RNA, 2023 nt
Organism: Tachysurus fulvidraco (yellow catfish)
Lineage: Eukaryota; Metazoa; Chordata; Actinopteri; Siluriformes; Bagridae
Gene: tmem182b
Product: transmembrane protein 182b
Exons: 5
Coding region: 107-889 (260 amino acids)
Cellular component (GO): membrane
Source: RefSeq, a predicted model, not a curated record
CACAAGCUGCCAGUGCACUCCUUAGCCAUGAGAGAUAGACAAACAGACAAACAGAUGGUGGAAGGCAGACAGAAAUCUAGCUAUAGUAGGUGUGAGAUCUUUCGUUAUGCGGGUAGAUGUGCUUCAGUUUAUGGCUGGCUUCUGCGGCGCUCUGGGCUUCUUGUUUUUUCUGCUUACUCUUGGUACAGACUACUGGCUCUUAUCCUUAGAGUCGUGUGAUCCACAAGACAAAAACACAGGAAAACACAGAAGAGUCAUUGGAAGGGAUGGCCUAAAGGAAGACCCGAAUGAUGCUAAAAGCGCAGUACUGUCCUACCAUGAAGGCAUUUUUUGGAGAUGCUUCUAUAAGACAGACAGAGAGGAGGAGAGCAUACUGGAUUUUUGGAUCACCAACCAACCAGCAGAGAAGAUUUGCAUGCCUGCUUAUCUUUCUGAUGAUCCUCUACCUGAGAAAAGAAGAAGCACUUUAAAUGCAGAUACAACUACAUUGCAUAGGACUUUUUGGUGCAUUAUGUCCAUCCUGGCAUUCACAAUGGUUAUAAUCGGUGUGUUUGUGACCAUCUGCGGCAUCCCAACAGCAAACCGCCGCCUUUAUGAAGCUGGAGGUGCUCUUUUCAUAACUGGUGGAUUCUUGCUUUUGGUCGUGGUGGUGACAUUUACAGUGUGGGUGCAGAUCUCAGGCUCUCUGGAGCAUUACAUCCUCCAGCGCAGGUCCUUCGUCUGCCCAAACCUGCACCUCAACCUGUACUAUGGGCCGUCCUUCAUGUUGGCACCCCCUGCAUCCUUCUUCAGUAUUGUCUGCGGCAUCUUCCUUCUGCUCAUACAGACUGCCUCAGCAACAGUGUCAGCAAAUACAGAAAACAAACACCUAUCUGUACAGAAGGAAUGAGAAGCAAGAAUGCUGGAAUAGAAAUAACCAGUCAUUUUGUGGAUGGCACGGACAGUUUUACUUUUCUACUAAUUUUCACUUUCUGAUUCUCACACUGCAGGGAACUUUCAUUACAGAAAUAAUCAGAUAAUAAUCAAAUAAUAAUAAUAAUCAAAUAACUUGAGUAGACUGGACAACUGAUUAGAACUGGCCUAAAGAGCCUAUUUUGGUUACAACAACCUACCACCAGGGUGCAGUAUAGCUUUAGUAAUGCAACAAAAGCUCUCAGGCUGCUAUUUUUUUGCACUAUAACUCUAAAAAACAAGCAAUUUUCAUUAGUUCGGGUAUCCUGUAAGAAUCUGAUUAAGUUAGUAAAUGAUAAAGUUGUAUGCAGUAGAAUAUAGAGAUAAAUCAAUCUGCCACAACUAUACAUAAAAUCAGUUCAUGCGAUUCUACAAAUACAAGACAUAAUUUUAUUUUUUUCACUAUCUUAUUGAUAUGAGAGACACUUCUUAGUGUUUUUCUCUCAGACAGCACAUUCAUUUACAGGAACUGAGCAUAAGGUUCAUUCACUGUUCAGAGUGCCAUGCAAAAUCACUUAGCUGGCCUCUCCCCUGUCGAUAUGUUACUAAACACAUACUCAUAAUUUUAAAAGAUAUGUCACAUUGUUUUCUUGACAAAUGAGUAUAGAGAUCUCUAAAGAAGAGGGGUAGUUGUUGUCGUGUGUGCAAUAGCAAUAAGAAUCCUCUGGAAAUCCUUCAAAAACUUAGACCAUCCACCCAACGACACAGCAUUUGUAUUAAAUGCUGCUGUGAUACAUUCAUCUUUCCAUGGAAUCUUCUGGGAGUGCUGCUAAUUCAUACUCAACUAAUCAUAGUCAAUAUGAGCUCAUUCAUAACAGCUUCCACCUGAGACCAUACAAGGCUUGAGUACAAUGGGGUCUUUAGGUGUUCCAGAAAGUUUUUGAUUCAUACUGAGGCACCAGAACCACAGAUAGGCCUGACCUGGCUUGGGGUGGAAGCAAGUUAUUCUGAACAGCAACAGAAACUAAAAUCUUGGUGUCAGUGAAGAUCCACUUCCAUUUCCAGAUCUGGGAGACCACACUAAUGACACAUCCAGUAUAUCUAACAUUUCAGAAAAAAUAAAAUACAAACA